This is a messenger RNA of Thalassophryne amazonica, 2552 nucleotides long. RefSeq names its product transmembrane emp24 domain-containing protein 9-like. Gene Ontology annotation, biological process: intracellular protein transport; Golgi organization; COPI coating of Golgi vesicle. Gene Ontology annotation, cellular component: Golgi apparatus; endoplasmic reticulum; endoplasmic reticulum-Golgi intermediate compartment. The transcript has 5 exons. The record is from RefSeq and is a predicted model, not a curated record. Bases 16 to 687 code for a protein of 223 amino acids. Lineage: Eukaryota; Metazoa; Chordata; Actinopteri; Batrachoidiformes; Batrachoididae.
CCUUCCUCUGGGAAGAUGGCUCCUCUUAGGAUGCGGUCGUGGGUUUUGUCAGUUUUACUCGUUAACGUUUUGUGCAGUUUUGUGUCUUGUUUGUACUUUCAUAUUGGGGAGACUGAGAAGAAAUGUUUCAUCGAGGAAAUUCCCGACGAGACGAUGAUUAUCGGUAACUAUCGGACGCAGCUUUAUGAUAAGCAGAGGGAGGAGUACUUGCCAGCAACACAGGGACUUGGGAUGUUUGUUGAAGUCAAAGAUCCUGAUGACAAGGUGAUUCUCUCUCGUCAGUACGGCUCGGAGGGACGGUUCACCUUCACGUCGCACACACCGGGUGAACACCAGAUCUGCCUGCACUCCAACUCCACAAAGUUCUCCUUGUUUGCUGGGGGAAUGCUGAAGGUUUACCUGGACAUCCAGGUGGGUGAACAUGCCAACAACUAUGCAGAGAUUGCAGCCAAAGACAAACUGACAGAGCUGCAGCUUCGAGUGCGACAGCUGGUGGAACAGGUGGACCAGAUCCAAAAGGAACAGAACUACCAGAGGUACCGUGAGGAGCGUUUCCGUCAGACCAGCGAGAGCACCAACCAGCGUGUCCUGUGGUGGUCCAUCGUCCAGACUCUCAUCCUGGUGGCCAUUGGUAUCUGGCAGAUGAGACACCUCAAGAGCUUCUUUGAGGCCAAGAAACUGGUGUAGCUGGGUUUGUGUUGGUCUGUGCUAUUUGAUGCAGUACCGGGCGUCAACCGUGGUGGCGCGCAAUGCUGCCAGAGGAAAAGAGAUGCAGAGAUGAUUGGGCUUGGGGUGUUUUUAGUCUGUCUUACCAUUCUGUUUAUAAUUAUUUCUGACUUAUUUGUCUACUGUCAGGGAAAAUGUGACCUUUUAUUUAUUACAAAUAUCUUUACUUUUCUUUAUCGUCACCAUGAGAAACCCAAACGUUUGUUUCUCACGUUGAGAUGUGAAACUGCACCGCCAAAAAACAGCUGAGGUGUUUGACUUUUAACCGGUAGAUAAACAAAUUUUUUUUUAAAAGUUGUUUGUCCCUCUUUUUGUUUUUCCUCACUUCCUGCUGGAGUUACUGGCCACCAGAGAUUGUUCCUGAAGAUAUGGUGUUCAGCUUCAUGGUUAGCUUUGUUUGUUUUCUCUUCAUCAUUUAGUAUGCCCAUUUUAAUUCUUGUUUUUCUUGACCAGAAACAAAUUGAAAUUUUAUAGAUUUAAUGGAAUUAAAGUUUUUAGCAGCUCGUUUAAUAUUUCUUUUCUCUAAAACUUGUUAUCCAACCAUUAGCUCAUACACAAGCGGCACGGGUUACAGUUUUACCAUUUUAAUUAUUAGAAAUGUGCAUUUCUUCAUAUUGUGGCUAAUUUCUUGGGAAAUUAUUUGAACUUUACAUAUCCAGGAUUUUGACACAUUGGGAGAGAAACUCGUCCAAAUGCAGCUUUAGAAGAGCCCAGAUUUUUGCUCCCACCUUUUUUUGUGAGGACAGAAAUAUUUGUGGAAGUGUUCUUAAGGAAGUCGAUAGACCACAGCUCUUCUGAUCUGGGUCCACUCUGGAAUUAUUGGUUGGAUAUUUUUUUCCCUUCUUUGAUGCCUUCAGAUGUGCCAUUUUUCAAAGUCCUGUUUUUGAUAUAUUUGACUUUGAUCUCUUAUAAAAUAAUAAAUUAAUAUUUGUGUAGAAUUGUUUUUUUUUUAUAUAUCCUCUCGUCAGCAGAUGAUCCCGACUCACAUCCUCAGUAAAGGUGAUGGAAUAGAUUUUGAAUUCAAUCCGUCUUUUUGAAUCGUAUGAAAGGAUUUGAACUGGCAACCCUCUGCUUCCUGAAGGCUUGUGUUAAUUUAGAUUUAUAGUUUGGAAUGUGUAAAUUUCAAACUGAAAGGUUGUGGUAAAGAAAAACAUUUUGACAAAUGUCAAAAAAAUGCCUGGGCACUGCAUCGUUACUAACUGUUGGAUUUUUGUUUGUUUGCUUUUUGUCAGUUUUACGUUGUGAUUAUUCAAUCACAAAAUAAAGUAUACAAAGAUGCAGGUUUUUUGAAAACUCUUGUGAACCUUAAAUAUUGGAGUUUCUGAUCCAAUGCAGGAUCAUAACUGCUAAAUAUUCUAGUUUGUUUCCUUGAGCAGCAGAAUUGUCAUUAGAUUUGACCCCCCCCCUUCUUAAAUGUUUUGCAGUGCAGAUGCCUGUACUGCAGCCCUGAUAAUUAAAUUGUAUCUGAAGUUUCAAACCUCUUCAAAAUAACUCACUCCUGCCAUCUUGGUGUGAAUCUACUUCAAACCUUCCGAUGUUCAGUCAGACUGCUAAACAAAACUUACAGCUGAAGGGUGGAAUCAUAAAUUUAUUCAAGUAUUCCAAUCGAGCAGCUGUUACACAAGAAAUAUGAUUGCAGUUUGUCAGAAAUUAUUAGUUUUGUUUUUCCUCUGGUUGGUUAUUGUAUUUUUUAGGUAUGUAUACCCUUUUUUUUUUUUUUUUUUUUUUGACUGAAAUGGUUAAGGUUUUGUCUGGAAAAGGGGCAUGAGUUCAUUUCAGAUGCCUAUUCAUGUGAAAAUCUGUCAAAUUGCACUUGAAAUAAAGAU